Molecule: messenger RNA, 4836 nt
Organism: Neoarius graeffei (lesser salmon catfish)
Lineage: Eukaryota; Metazoa; Chordata; Actinopteri; Siluriformes; Ariidae
Exons: 3
Coding region: 1-4836 (1611 amino acids)
Biological process (GO): homophilic cell-cell adhesion
Cellular component (GO): plasma membrane
Molecular function (GO): calcium ion binding
Source: RefSeq, a predicted model, not a curated record
AUGGAUGCUAUGUUUGUGGUUCUGUCUGCUCGGAUUCUGCUCUCUCUCUUUUUGUUGGAUUUAUCCUCGGGUCAGAUCGUGUAUUCGGUCUCUGAGGAAGUGAAAGAGGGAACCGUUGUUGGGAAUGUAGCAAAGGAUCUGCACAUCAGCCUUCAGGAUCUGGAGGCCCGAAUGUUUCAAAUGAUUUCUGCAUCGAACAGAAAAUAUUUUGAGGUCAGUCUGAAGACCGGGGCGUUGUUUGUUAAUGAAAGGAUCGAUCGAGAGGCGUUGUGCUCCACAGCUCUGAAAUGUUCCGUCCAGAUAGAGGCAAUGGCUCACAACCCACUCAGGAUGUUUCGUAUCGAGGUAAAUAUAAUAGACAUCAAUGAUCAUGCUCCGUCUUUCCCGAUUAGUAGCCAGAUACUGAACAUAUCAGAGAUUUCUGCACCUGGAGAGAAAUUCCCAUUGUCUUUGGCUGAUGAUCCAGACACGGGCAGCAAUACAGUGAAAACGUAUAAAUUAACCCCAAACGAACACUUUUCUUUAGAUGUACAAAAUGGGGAGGAGAUUACCUCAGUCGAGUUAGUGUUACAGAAAGCUUUAGAUCGAGAAACGCAGCCGGUUUUUAAUCUAGUACUGACUGCACUGGAUGGAGGAAAACCUCCGAUGUCUGGGACAUUAGAGAUCUUUGUAAAUGUUUUGGAUUUUAACGACCAUUCCCCAGUUUUCAGUCAACAGCUUUACAAGGUAAAGGUGAAUGAGAAUUCCGCUUUUGGCACGCAGGUCAUUUCUCUUUCAGCCAAAGAUUUAGAUGAAGGAGUUAACAGUGAAAUUACGUAUGCGAUAGUCAGGCAAGGCAAUGCGAAAAGCUCGGAUCUGUUUUCAAUUCACCCUGAAAGUGGAAUUAUAACAGUCAAAGGUGAAAUCGAUUAUGAGGAAAACGCUGCGGUUGAACUGAGAGUUGAAGUUAAGGAUAGGGGCCAACCUCCUAAAAGUUCUCAAUGCAAAGUGUUGGUUGAAAUUAUUGAUAUGAAUGACAAUCCACCAGAAAUAGCGAUGACCUCACUCACGAGUAAUGUCCGAGAGGACGCUAAAGACGGCACAGCGGUGGCUUUAUUUACAGUUUCUGACAAAGAUGGAGGCAAAAACGGAGUGGUGCAUUGCAACAUUUUAGGUCCUGAUCCUUUUAAAAUCGAGUCAUCUUACAGAAAUUAUUAUUCAUUAGUUGUAAACGGACCACUGGACAGGGAGAAAGUUGCUGUGUAUAAUAUUACGAUAAAAGCCACAGAUGAAGGGAAUCCAUCACUGUCGAGCAUCAGUGUCUUCAGAGUUCAAAUUGGUGAUGUCAAUGAUCAUGCGCCUGUCUUUUCAAAACCUGUCAAAAAUGUUUAUAUUAAAGAAAACAGUCCAGCUGGGAUUGUCAUAGCGCAAGUAAGCGCACAUGACGCGGAUGCGGAGGAAAACGCGCGUGUAUCCUACGCGUUGCUCGGUGCAGGGAAAGGCGACAUUCCCUUAGAGAUCAACUCGGAAACUGGUGAUAUAUACAGUCAAAGAUCGUUUGAUCAUGAGCAGAUCAAAAUGUUCCAAGUUCGAGUUCAGGCCACUGACUCCGGAGCACCGCCUCUGAGCAGCAAUCAGACCGUGAAUGUUUUUAUCAACGACGAAAAUGACAACGCCCCGGUGAUUCUCCCGCCCUGCUCCGAGUCAGGGUCAGUAAACACUGAGAACAUUCCCUACUCUGCUGAAGUGGGGUAUUUUGUGGCUAAAGUCAGAGCCGUAGACGCUGAUUCAGGUUAUAAUGCACUAUUAUCUUAUCACAUCACUGAACCAAAGGGAACGAACCUCUUCCGAAUCGGAACCAGCACAGGAGAAAUAAGGACUAAAAGACGAAUGAGUGACAAUGACUUAAAAACCCACCCGCUUCUGAUCAGUGUCUCGGAUAAUGGAGAACCUUCACUGUCCACGACUCUGAGUGUUGAAGUUGUAGUUGUGGAAAACAUGGACGUCCUGCAGCCUUCACUAAGACAAGUGCCAGUAAAGGAGGAGAAUGUUUCUAAUCUGAAUCUCUAUCUGCUCAUCGCUAUUGUCUCAGUGUCAGUGAUAUUUUUACUGAGCCUCAUCGCUUUAAUAGCAGCUAAAUGCUACGGGACAGACGGUGGGUUCAGCAGGUCCAGCGCUCCAGUGGUCACUACACACCCUGACGGGAGCUGGUCUUACUCCAAAUCCACUCAGCAGUAUGAUGUGUGUUUUAGUUCCGACACACUGAAGAGUGACGUCGUGGUUUUCCCCUCGCCGUUUCCGCCUGCAGACGCAGAGCUGAUCAGCAUUAAUGAAGGAGACACUUUUAACAGGACACAAACUCUUCCUAGCACUGGGAAGGUAGGAGAUUUUUUUAAAUUGAUAUUCUACUCCACCUUUAUUUACAUGGACUUGAAAGGGGGAAGGCCAGACAGACAUCCUACUAUGAUGGAUGCCUUCUAUUCCAAACCGCAUGUGUUUUUUCGGAUUGUCCUGCCUCUUUGUUUGUGGGAUUUAUCCUCCGCUCAGAUUGUCUAUUCAGUGACAGAGGAAGUGAACAAGGGGACCGUUGUUGGAAAUAUGGCGAAGGAUCUAAACCUGAACGUCCGGGAACUGGAAUCGCGCAUGUUUCAGAUUGUUUCUGGGUCCAACAAGAAAUAUUUUGAGGUUAAUUCAAAGACUGGUGAGUUAUAUGUAGACGAGAGAAUCGAUCGAGAGGAUCUGUGUCCUGCGAGUCAAACGUGUUCUCUUCAUCUUGAAGCAAUUGCGCAAAACCCUUUAAGGCUGUUCAGUGUCAAUGUGAAUAUAGUGGAUGUAAACGAUAACGCUCCAUCAUUUCCUUAUAAAAUAUACGAUUUAAAUAUCGCAGAACAUGCAUUUCCUGGUGAGAGAUAUCCUCUGCCGAGGGCGAGUGAUGCAGAUGUCGGCGUUAACUCGAUUAAAACCUAUAAGUUGAGCUCGAAUGAAUAUUUUUCUCUAAACAUUCAGAGUGGCGCAGAGCAGAAUAUGUCCCCGCAGUUAAUUUUACAGAAAUCCUUAGACAGAGAGAAGCAGGCGAUGGUGAAACUCGUGCUCACUGCCCUGGAUGGGGGAAAACCUGCUCGGUCUGGCACUCUUGAGGUAACUGUUAAUGUAAUCGAUGUAAACGACAACACUCCAGUAUUCAGCAAGGAGUUGUAUAAAGUCAGUAUCCCUGAAAACACGAUGUUGGGAACUCAGAUUAUUCAGCUAAACGCCAGUGAUACAGACGCGGGAACGAAUGGAGAAAUAAUUUAUUCACUCAUAAGCCACGGAAAAGAAAAGUCCAGCGACAUUUUUCAAAUAAACCCAGUCACGGGUGCAAUCUCAGUGAAAGGACAUUUGGAUAGAGAGGACACUGCUGCGUUUGAGCUUCAUGCACAAGCUCAGGACAAAGGCUCUUCACCUCGGGCUUCUCACUGCAAAGUUUUAAUUGAAGUGCUCGACAUGAACGACAACGCGCCUGUCAUUUCCCUCACAUCUCUCUCCAGCACUAUCAGAGAAGACGCGACUUCUGGCACCGUGGUUGGAUUGAUAACGAUUGCUGACAACGACGUGGGUCAGAACGGAGAGAUCAGUGCUUGGAUUAAAGGAUCCAAUCAAUUUAUUCUUCAACCAUCUUACAAAAACUAUUACUCGUUAGUAGUAGAUGGACCUCUGGACAGAGAAAAGACGUCUGAAUAUAACAUCAGUGUCACAGCUACUGAUAAAGGCAACCCGCCACUAGUCAGCAAUAUGGUUCUUACAAUUCACAUUUCUGAUGUAAACGACAAUGCACCUCGAUUUCCAGACAAAAUCAUGGACGUCUAUGUGAAAGAAAACAGUCCUGCUGGAAAUAUCAUAGCAACAGUAACAGCGAAGGACGCAGAUAUCAACGAAAACGCUCAAAUAGUGUACUCUUUAAUUUCCAAAAACUAUUUAACUUCCUUGGUGGACGUUAAUUCUGCAAAUGGUGAUGUAUACAGUAAACAGUCAUUUGAUUAUGAGGCGAUUAAGUCAUUUCAGUUUCAAAUUCAAGCCACUGACUCUGGAGUUUCACCUCUCAGCAGCAAUGCAACUGUGAAUGUUUUUAUUCUGGAUGAGAAUGACAACAGUCCAGUUUUUCUCCCUCCUUAUUCUGAACCCGGCUCAGUAAACACUGAGAACAUUCCCUACUCUGCUGAAGCGGGGUAUUUUGUGGCUAAAGUCAGAGCCGUAGACGCUGAUUCAGGUUAUAAUGCACUAUUAUCUUAUCACAUCACUGAACCAAAGGGAACGAACCUCUUCCGAAUCGGAACCAGCACAGGAGAAAUAAGAACUAAAAGACGAAUGAGUGACAAUGACUUAAAAACCCACCCAGUUCUGAUCAGUGUCUCGGAUAAUGGAGACCAAAUUCUGUCAACGACUCUGUCAAUGGAAGUUGUGGUUGUGGAAAAUAUAGAUGACGUUCAGACAAGCAUAAGACGAGUACCAGUAAAGGAGGAGAAUGUUUCUAAUCUGAAUCUCUAUCUGCUCAUCGCUAUUGUCUCAGUGUCAGUGAUAUUUUUAUUGAGCCUCAUCGCUUUAAUAGCAGCUAAAUGCUACGGGACAGACGGUGGGUUCAGCAGGUCCAGCGCUCCAGUGGUCACUACACACCCUGACGGGAGCUGGUCUUACUCCAAAUCCACUCAGCAGUAUGAUGUGUGUUUUAGUUCCGACACACUGAAGAGUGACGUCGUGGUUUUCCCCUCGCCGUUUCCGCCUGCAGACGCAGAGCUGAUCAGCAUUAAUGAAGGAGACACUUUUAACAGGACACAAACUCUUCCUAGCACUGGGAAGGUAAGAAGAGCGUUUGUAGACUAA